Messenger RNA from Ostrinia furnacalis (Asian corn borer), 1011 nucleotides. It is a transcript of the gene hwt, whose product is annotated as SH2 domain-containing adapter heavyweight. Bases 415 to 1011 code for a protein of 198 amino acids. The record is from RefSeq and is a predicted model, not a curated record. The transcript has 3 exons. Lineage: Eukaryota; Metazoa; Arthropoda; Insecta; Lepidoptera; Crambidae.
CAAGUGUGAUGUCUAAAAACACGUUAUUAUCGCCCCUUAUUCUACUAACCUACAACGUCUCAAUUCAAGGGAUUAAUGAUAAAUCCCCAGGUUUGUUCGUGAAAAGUGUAUCAUGGCCUAAGACGUGAGAUAUCGCCCGCAUCAAAGGAAAUAUCGGAAAGUUCACGCCCGGAGUCCCGGACAAUGACAGAGAACGGCUGAUUGGACUUGUGACUCAUUAUUAUCUAGUGAAAUUAUUUUUUAAGUGCUAUCAAUAGACAUUUUUGUCGACAGGAUUUAUUGAACCAUUGAAUUGUUUUUGUGCAAGUGACUGUGUAUUAGAUUAACACAUGUGCGUGUAAAUAUACAGCAACGUGUGUAUCCGGGUUGCAGCGGGGUCUGAAAUAAUAAUGGGAUGACAGCAAAUACGGAUUCAUGGAAAAGGUUUGGCGUCGAGUGGGCCUCCAUUCCUCCCGUAAGAAGAGGGAUGGAAGCGGCACAAGCCAAGAAGUGACUCCAGCCGCCCCGCCUGAAGCCGAAUAUCAGAACAUCCAUACGUUGAGAACAGCUGAUUUGAUACGGCAAAGACAGGGCGAGGAGAAGUCUACUCUCCGGUCCUCGUAUAUUAUCAGGAACGGCGAUAACUUUAUAUUGGUUGAGAGGAGACGUAGGCGGCGCCGCCGAAGUGGCACUCGUGCUUCUUCUGGGGGGAGACACCAUACUCCUCCGGUUGAAGAGACUACCCGCACGGAGCAGAAGCGUAGACCACCAGCGCGUCUUAAGAUCUUCGGGAUACAAUGGCCCUUGCAUUCUAGCGAGUCCAGGCACACGUCAAUAACUCGUCGUUUCUGCCGGGGGAGACGUUCGAGAGAAGACAACGAGCUCUAUCGCUCAAACAGCUUCAAGUUCGAGAGGUUCACCAGAGAGCCGCCGGCUGACGAGUUUGCUUCUGGUUCACAGAUGAGCCAUCUGCCAUACAAAGAAUCCACUUUGCGGCGCGCUCCACAGGGUCUCCUCAAGGCACGGUAUUGA